Molecule: messenger RNA, 363 nt
Organism: Rotaria socialis
Lineage: Eukaryota; Metazoa; Rotifera; Eurotatoria; Philodinida; Philodinidae
Source: the annotation of a GenBank genome assembly
AUGGAUUCAACUCACACAUCUGAUCGAAACGUCUCAGCCGAUAAAAAUGAUCAUGCAAAGGUGUACUUCUUCGUUGAUUGGGUGAAUACUUACAGAGAGGCAAAGAAGAAGCAUAAUCCAAAUGUAUAUCGCGAAAAUCGUGAUAAUGCAACUCCUGUUUCUGAAGCUACUGUCACUACUGAGCAGUCUGUUGCAACUCACUUCCCCGAUGAGGAGUCAGCCACAACUGCUGCUACUGCUGCUGCUGCUACAACAACAAUGCCUAAUAAUUUAUUUCUAGGUGCAGUUGCAGAUUUUUUAAGUAAAUCAAAAAAAUACAAUUAUACUGAUCAAGCUGAAAACUAUGCUGCCACAGGUUUAUAG